Molecule: messenger RNA, 5101 nt
Organism: Alosa alosa (allis shad)
Lineage: Eukaryota; Metazoa; Chordata; Actinopteri; Clupeiformes; Clupeidae
Product: cAMP-specific 3',5'-cyclic phosphodiesterase 4C-like
Exons: 15
Coding region: 586-2856 (756 amino acids)
Biological process (GO): signal transduction
Cellular component (GO): cytosol; nucleus; perinuclear region of cytoplasm
Molecular function (GO): 3',5'-cyclic-AMP phosphodiesterase activity
Source: RefSeq, a predicted model, not a curated record
CAGGUUUCCUGGUCUAGCCUACCCACCGCUUCCCGCCGGCGAGCGCACUCACUCUCUGCGCUCCGCACUCACGCAAGCUCCUAUUUAUUUCUGCCCUGGUAUACUCCGGACACUAACGUGUUUUUAUCAUCCCAGAGUAUCCUUUCCCUCGACAAAAUAAUGGUGGAUAGAUUAUUUUUUUGCUGUGUCUUUACACCCACAUGCAAGUGAUUGUUUGAGAUGGAAAUGUUCGCUGGUGGAUCAUGGAGGAGAUUCUGACUUAACACUGGACAGCUUGUUUGAACGCUCAUCUUCCGUUUUUUUUCAUAGCACCAUUUUGAUAUAUAAGGACAUGAUAGAUUGACAGUUGUUUCUCACAACUUUCGUGGUUCCGAAGGCUCUAUCGCGUUUCAGCACUGCACCCUGUGGACAGCUCAGCAUCCUUUUUUCAGAACUGUCCGAGCUCGGAGAUAAAACUUUCAAAGCGGCAACAAAUAACAAUUUUCGUCGAAGAGAACUACCGCGUUAACAGAAUAAAGUCAUCUGUCAAGGACAGCGAAUACAUUUCAUUUUGCAAAGGGAGAGCUGAACAGUAGCCUAUCUGAAAUGGAUUGUAUCGCUUUGAGCCGAGAGACGGCUGGUCUCGCGAAACCGCCGAAACACUUGUGGCGACAGCCCCGGACUCACAUCCGAAUCAAGCAGCGGUAUCACUCAGACACCGAACGCUACCUGAGCCGCAACAGGACCAUUGAAAAGCUCCGACCCGGACUCAAAAAGCCUCGAAUGUCUUGGCCAUCCUCGUUUCCAAAACGUUUUGACGUUGAGAAUGGCUUGUCAGUGGGCCGCAGUCCGCUGGACCCCCAGGCGAGCCCAAGCUCGGGGCUGGUCCUGCAGGCCAACUACCCCCACAGCCAGCGCCGUGAGUCCUUCCUGUACCGGUCCGAUUCUGACUUCGACCUGUCGCCCAAGACCAUGUCCCGCAACUCCUCCACCACCAGCGAGCUACACGGAGAAGACAUGAUCGUCACACCUUUUGCACAGGUUCUGGCCAGUCUACGAACUGUUAGAAGCAACUUCGCUCUUCUGACUCACCUACAGGAUCACAUUGGCAACAAGAGACCAUCUGGAAACAAACCUCCCGCCUCGUGCAAGCCACACCUGCCAGAUGAGGCGUGUCAGAAGCUGGCCGUGGAGACGCUGGAGGAGCUGGACUGGUGUCUGGACCAGCUGGAGACGCUGCAGACGCGCCACUCCGUCAGUGAGAUGGCCUCCAACAAGUUUAAAAGGAUGCUGAACAGAGAGCUGACUCAGCUAUCUGAGACCAGCCGCUCAGGAAACCAGGUGUCCGAAUUCAUCGCCAGCACUUUCUUAGAGAAGCAGCACGACGUGGAGAUCUUGUCUGCACCUGCCAAAGAGAAGGAGAAGAAUCGUCUGCCUAUGUGUCAGAUCAGCGGUGUGAAGAAGCUCACGCGCAGCCCCAGCCUGCUGCCCACCGCCAUCCCCCGCUUCGGGGUCAGCACCGACCACGAGGGCCGCCUCGCCAAGGAGUUGGAGGACAUUAACCGAUGGGGCCUAGAUGUCUUCAAGGUGGCGGAAUAUUCCAGGAAUCGGCCUCUGACGGUGGUGAUGUACUCCAUAUUCCAGGAGCGAGACUUGCUCAAGACCUUCAAGAUCCCCACAGACACCUUCCUGACAUUCAUGAUGACCCUGGAGGCCCACUACCACUCUGACGUGGCGUACCACAACAGCAUCCACGCAGCGGACGUAGUUCAGUCCACUCAUGUGCUCCUCUCCAGACCUGCGCUCGAGGCGGUGUUCACUGACCUCGAGAUCAUGGCGGCCCUGUUUGCCAGUGCCAUACAUGACGUGGACCACCCAGGGGUGUCCAACCAGUUCCUCAUCAACACGAAUUCGGAGCUGGCGCUGAUGUACAACGACGCGUCGGUGCUGGAGAAUCACCACCUGGCCGUGGGCUUCAAGCUUCUGCAGGAGGAGAACUGCGACAUCUUCCAGAACCUGAGCAGGAAGCAGAGGCACUCACUGCGCAAGAUGGCCAUCGACAUGGUGUUGGCCACAGAUAUGUCCAAACACAUGAACUUCCUGGCCGACCUGAAGACCAUGGUGGAGACCAAGAAAGUGACCAGCCUGGGCGUGCUGCUGCUGGACAACUACUCGGAUCGCAUACAGGUCCUGCAGAACAUGGUGCACUGUGCAGACCUGAGCAACCCCACGAAGCCUCUGGAGAUCUACCGGCAGUGGACGGACCGCAUCAUGGUGGAGUUCUUCACCCAGGGCGACCGCGAGCGGGACAAUGCCAUUGAGAUCAGCCCCAUGUGCGAUAAACACAAUGCCUCCAUCGAGAAGUCGCAGGUGGGCUUCAUCGACUACAUCGUCCACCCGCUGUGGGAGACCUGGGCGGACCUGGUGCACCCGGACGCCCAGGACAUCCUGGACACGCUGGAGGACAACCGGGAGUGGUACCAGAGCAUGAUCCCCCGCAGCCCAUCGCCCGAGGAGUGCGCGGACAGCGACGGGCGCUCGGGCGGCCAGGGAGGGGGCGGCUCCAGCCUCAGCUCCUCGGGCGUCGACAAGUUCCAGUUCGAGCUGACGCUGGAGGAGGAGGGGGAGUCCGACUCCGAGGCGCCCCAGGAGGAGAUGUCUCCGUCGGGGGGAGAGCUCUCGCCAGCCUCCCCCUCCUCCUCCAGAACUACGGGGCCGGCGCUGGGGCUUCUGAGCGGGUCGGUGUCCUGCGGUCAAGGCCAGCAGAGGACGUUCCUGCCCGCUGAGCCCGCCACAGGGUUCCAGGCCAGAGACAGCAGCGACAACGAACUCGAGCAGGACACCAACGGGCUAUCGUGCCUGCGGCUCGGGACAUAGCGCCCCCCGAGGAGCCCACCUCACGGCCCAAGAGGGGUUCGUGAUGGCGUGUGUUAGACUCACCUGGCGUCUGGGUGCUGAUGGCUGGUGCUUUGGGAGAAAGAGAGGCACCGAUUGGCCGGGGAGUGAUCGCCGCUCCAAUCAAACACAGUGUAACACUGAAAAUGACUCUGUUCAAUCAAACAAGAAAAACCUCACUUCACAAAUUCAGAUCUUGUUGAACAAGAAUGUGUUUUCUAAUCUGAGAGACCGCUUUUGUUUUUUGUUUUUGCGGUUUUAUUUGAAUGGUCAAAUGGUCUUGAACAUGAGACUGCUGUUUGUAGCCGUUUGCACAGACACUGGACCUGCAAGUAAACGACGAGUAAACGACUGCUCGUUCGAGGUCUACUGUGAAAGCAAGGGAGCUGCCUUCUUUUGAGGGACGAAACGUUUGUUGUGCAUCUUUUGUGUCUGUUUGAAAGCUGUGUGACGUUAGAAGUCACAGUGAAAUAACAGGGUCUUGGAGUGAUCGCUCUAGUGGGUAAAGCCCACCUAAAAUACUUUUUUCGAGAAAUAAAAUCGAGCAGCGAUCUCCAGCUGUGCCAGCUGGGUAGCCGCAAAUUACCAUGACAACCAGGAAGGGGCUGUUUUACCAAAUAUUUUGAUGAAUCCUCAGAAAAUUGUGACAUCAACCUCAGGGUAUGAAUCGUUGUUUUAAUGUAGCAAGAACUUUAUUCUGGGUUUUCUUUUACCCAAAACAUUUUAAUUGAUUUUUAGAUACAUGUAAAUAUUUGUUAUUUUAGAAAUUCACACCAUAAUAAGUUCUGGUUAAGUCAGGUUUAUUUAUUUAGCACUGAUUUGUGUAAUGCGUAACCACAGACAGUUGUAAACAUAAGCAAUCACUAAAUGGGAAGGAUUGCCCAUAGAUUUUAUGAUAUUCAUAAUAUUGUUCUCAGUGUAGUUUAGUCCACUUUCAUGAAUAUCCUAGACAUGUUUGUAAAAUCAUCUAAAACCACCACUUUUACACUCAUACUUGUCCAAGUGUUCUGUUGCAGUUUGACCUUGGUUACGGCAGUUGUGCUCUUGUUCGAGCGCUUGACCCUGUAUUACAUGUGAGGAGGAUGGAGGGCGCUCUGUCCAGAGGCCAGUAGUGCUACCAGGCCUGCUCCACUGAAGCACUUUACAACUUUAAAGGAGAGGAAAAGGGCUUGAACAAACAGUACCCGCACAGGAGAGCCGCUGGGCGCAUGUCCUGUCCUCUGGGCUGAGGCUAAGCACACAUGCUCUCAACGCAUAUCAGCAUUACACACUUUCAUUCAGAAUCUGUAAACGCCUUUAAACUAUGUGUCGGCAAAGAUUUUAAAAUGUUUUUAAAAACACUACAAGCAGCAAAUGUAAAGGCACUUAAUUGGCACUGAAAUGUUUUGAAACUUUGUGUUGUGAUUAGAGAAUGUUGUUGUGUCGUGUUGUGAGGAGUGCUGCUGUUCUGAAUAAGUGCCUGCGAUCAGUGCGGAGAGUUGUUCUGUAAUGUGUAAAUCCAGCCAAAUAAACUGCCAAACAGGUGAGAAAGCGCCAGGAAGGCCGCACCCUCACAGUGUCCACAGAUGAUACUCGUGGGACUCCCCCAAUUAAAGAGCACACAGUUUUUAGACAAACUCCUGCAAGGUGUUAAGAAGAAGAAGAAACCAUACAAACAUACACCCAAGUGUCUCUUAGUAAGUCUUCGGGUUUUCAAGCAUUUCUGACACCUUUCAUCGCAAUUACUGAUAAACUUUAAGAUCAAACGCUAAAUACGAUUCUGUCGACACUGACCACAGGUGAGGGAAUGAUAAACGUGAGGUCAGGGUGCUGUCCAUUAUCAAAUAAGAAACAUUGAAAUCAGUACCUUGAGAACCUUUCAGCAGAGCUGAGCUGACCAGCCGCUACAUGAGACGAGUCCACAGCAGCACGUUCUCCCCCGCGCUGCGCUGCGUUGCCUUAUGUGUCUUUUAAUCUAUUCUGUUGUGCCGAGUUUUGAUGUAUGUAUGGUAUGUAUUUCGAGUAUGUGUAUCCAAGCUUAUUGGGCGCCCAUGACUUCCAGUGUUCCUUAAAAAGGUCUGUGCUCAUCACUCCAGUAGCGCAUGGUAUCCUGUCUGUUUUUAUCCACAUGCUAAGCCAAAAGACUCAAGUUUCAAGUUUAGAACUAGUAAUAGGCUACCAAUAAUUUGUUAUCAGUACAGAAAAUGCACUUAUGUUUUAUGUACGAGAAUAAACAAGUAUAAAAAUG